GACGUGUCGGACCCAACCGGCUCGUGGCCCGUCGGUGACGCACGCACCACGUCCGCGAAGUCGCCGUGAAAUCUCAAGGCGAGGCGGCGGAAAAGAGAAGGUGAAGGGAACCGGAAGGCUGGAAUCUUUCGAUCGCGGCGGCGGGGAGAGCGACAGGAGGGUAGCCGUGGAGGGAUCCGGCGGGCAUCUGCGCCCGAUGUGGGCGUGGGGCUGCGUAGAGCGCGUCGCCGCCGGCCUCCUCGGCGGCGCCCACGGCGGGGGGCGCUGGAACACCGCCGUCGCCGUCGGGGUCACGGCAGCCGCGGGCCUCGCGCUCGUCGCCAUCGUCGUCUCCUCCCGCAGAGGCGGCCUCAAAUCGCCGUGGUGGCGGCGGAGGAGGAAGGCGCCGCUGACGUCCCGGGAGUGGCCCGGCCUGUUCACGCCGGAGGGGAAGCUUCAAGACGGCGGAGUGAAGCUUCUGAAGAAAGUCCGGAGCGGAGGGAUUGAACCGAGUAUCAGAGCACAAGUCUGGCUAUUCCUUCUGGGAUUUUACAGCCUUGAUAGUUCAGAAGCAGAAAGAGAUGCAGUUAAGGCCCAGAACAGGAAGGGAUAUCUGUUAUUGAGGAAGCAUUGCCUGAGGAAAUCUGCAUACAGUAUUGAAGAGAGCAAGCAAAAUUCAAAUGAAACAGCUGUAGACAACCAUGAAGGGGGCAUGAAUUCUAACAAAGGCGAAGAAUCUGGUGUUAGUUCUGUUGAAUCUGAAGAAGUUCCUGAAAAACCUAGUAUGGAAGAGCAUCACACGAGUGAGGAAGGAAAUCCUUGUUUCAAUACAGAGCAAGAAGUGCAAAAUGAUACGUCUGAAACAAACCCAGAGCAGAUGAAUGAAAAUCACUCUUCAUCUAGUUCAUCCAAUGAGGAAGACAGUGAGACAAGUGAUGUGACUCAUGAAGAAGCAUCUCAUAAGGAUGUGGCCGCAGUUUGUCAGUCUUCAGUCGAGGAUGAACAACAAAUUCUCCCCAGAUAUUCCAACACAGGAGGAAAUAUGGAAAAUGAUAGUGAGUUAGCUGAGGCUGCCUGUCCUGUGAAAUCUGCGCGGACAAUUGAGGAUUUUGAGACAUGGCAACGGAUCAUUCGUUUGGAUGCAGUCCGUGCCAAUGAUGAAUGGGUUUCCUACUCUCCAUCUCAAGCUGCAGUUUCCAGGGAGAAGGCAAUUGAAUCUGCUAAAGCUGUUUGUCUCAAAGACUACGAACACUUGGAACCAUAUAGGAUCCAUCAUGCAUCACGCCUAGUUGCUAUACUGGAGGCCUACGCAAUCUAUGACCCAGAAAUUGGAUACUGCCAGGGCAUGAGUGAUCUCCUUGCACCUCUCCUUGCUGUUUUAGAGGAAGACGAUGAAGCCUUCUGGUGCUUUGCUGGUUUUAUGAGGAAAGCCCGCCAUAAUUUCAGGCUUGAUGAAGUGGGCAUUCGCAGGCAACUCAAUAUGGUGGCCAGGAUAAUCAAAUACAAGGACUUCCAUCUUUACAGACAUUUGGAGAUGCUUGAAGCUGCAGACUGCUUUUUUGUUUACAGAAUGGUGGUUGUAAUGUUCCGAAGGGAGCUCACCUUUGAGCAGACCCUAUGUCUCUGGGAGGUGAUGUGGGCUGAUCAGGCAGCGAACCGUGCUGGGAUUGCAAAAUCAUCUUCCUGGCAAAAGUUAUGGUUAGGAUCCCCUCCAACGGAUGAUUUGGUACUAUAUGCAAUUGCAGCUAGCAUACUGCAGAAGAGGAAGUUGAUAAUAGAAAGCUAUAGCAGUAUGGAUGAGAUCAUAAGGGACUGUAACAGUAUGGCUGGGCAGCUGGACAUUUGGAAGCUCCUAGACGAUGCGCAUGAUUUAGUGGUGACUCUUCACGAUAUGAUUGAGUAGUUAGAAUCUGCUCUUGCUCAUUCUGUACGAUUCUUUAUAGCAGUUUUGACGUUACUGUGCUUUCAUGGUAUCCGAUCUCUGUAUGUUGAAUCAAGUGACGCUGUUAGUUAUGGAUAGAAAAGCACGUUGAUGAGGUAACGAACUUGUCGGCAAUGCCAGCAGUUUUUACUGAACAAGCAUACUGGAUGUGAUGGAUAGAGUUUUGUACUGUCCACAGAUUUACGGAUUGUUACUCCUGUAGUACAAUUUUUGUUCUAUUUCUUGAUGUGUCCUCACUGAGUGUACACCUUGAACUGUUUUGCGAACAGAGCAAAUUCACGUAUCUUGCUAUCUACUUUGGUUCUUGGAUUUGGA
Phragmites australis (common reed) is the source of this 2236-nucleotide messenger RNA. Its product is annotated as rab GTPase-activating protein 22-like. The record is from RefSeq and is a predicted model, not a curated record. Gene Ontology annotation, biological process: activation of GTPase activity. The coding region runs from base 197 to 1882 and encodes 561 amino acids. Gene Ontology annotation, molecular function: GTPase activator activity. Lineage: Eukaryota; Viridiplantae; Streptophyta; Magnoliopsida; Poales; Poaceae. The transcript is spliced from 5 exons.